AUGCCUCCCAAAAGCUCUCCCAACUCUACGUUCAAAAACCGUGAAAAACCGCAAGAGGUACGCAAGGCGAACAUCAUAGCGGCCCGUGCCGUGGCAGACGCUAUCCGCACGUCUUUGGGGCCCAAAGGUAUGGACAAGAUGAUCAAAACGUCGCGUGGAGAGGUUAUCAUCUCCAAUGACGGCCACACCAUCCUUAAACAGAUGGCCAUUUUGCAUCCCGUGGCGAAAAUGCUAGUAGAAGUCUCGGCCGCCCAGGACACAGAGGCAGGCGACGGCACAACCUCGGUGGUAAUACUGACGGGUGCGCUGCUGGGUGCAGCGGAAAAACUGCUCAACAAGGGCGUUCAUCCAACUAUCAUCGCAGAAUCGUUCCAAACUGCCGCGAAAAGAUGCGUGGAAAUCCUUUUGGAUAUGUCCCAGAAAAUCUCGCUUUCUGACAAACAGGCGCUGGUGCGUGCUGCUGCGACGUCGCUGAGCUCCAAGAUCGUGUCACAACACUCGUCAUUUUUGGCUCCGCUCGCCGUGGAUUGCGUGUUGAGCAUCGUGAAUGAAUCGAGCACGAACGUGGAUCUUUCCGAUAUACGUCUAAUCAAAAAAGUAGGUGGCACCAUCGAUGACACAGAGAUGGUCGACGGUGUGGUGUUAACUCAAAACGUGGUGAAAACUGCCGGCGGUCCCACCAGAAUCGAGAAGGCUCGCAUAGGUUUGGUCCAAUUUCAAAUUUCGCCCCCCAAGCCAGAUACCGAAAACAACAUUGUGGUCAACGACUACAGACAAAUGGACAAGAUCUUGAAAGAAGAACGUGCAUAUUUGCUGAAUAUCUGCAAGAAGAUCAAAAAGGCCAAAUGUAAUGUGCUGCUGAUUCAAAAAUCCAUUCUAAGAGACGCAGUCAACGAUCUCGCACUUCAUUUCCUGGCUAAGCUGGGCAUUAUGGUCAUUAAAGAUGUGGAGAGAGACGAGAUUGAGUUCUUGUCAAAGAGUCUAAACUGCAAGCCUAUUUCAGACCCAGAGUUUUUCACUGAGGACCGUCUUGGCUCAGCAGAUCUUGUCGAAGAAAUCGACAGCGAUGGUUCCAAGAUCGUCAAAAUCACUGGUGUCAAAUCAAGCACUGCCAGCCCAACAGUCUCCGUGGUCAUUCGGGGCGCAAACAACGUGAUCCUAGAUGAAACUGAAAGAUCUCUGCACGACGCUCUUUGUGUCAUCCGUUGUUUGGUGAAAGAGAGAGCACUAAUUGCUGGUGGUGGUGCGCCUGAAAUCGAGGCCUCGCGUAGACUUACGAAAGAAGCAAGAGCUCUAGAAGGUGUGGAAGCUUUCGUGUGGCAAGAGUUUGCCUCUGCUCUGGAGGUUAUUCCAACCACGCUGGCAGAAAAUGCCGGUCUUUACAGCAUCAAAGUUGUCACAGAGCUUCGUACGUUGCAUGAAAAUGGUGAAAAGAACGCCGGUAUCUCGAUUCGCAGAUCUGGUACCACAAAUACUUUUGACGAGCAUGUUUUGCAGCCAGUCUUGGUGAGCACAAGCGCAAUUACCCUGGCAUCCGAAUGUGUCAAGUCCAUCCUGAGAAUUGAUGACAUAACCUUCAGCCGUUGA
This is a messenger RNA of Lachancea meyersii CBS 8951, 1587 nucleotides long. The record is from the annotation of a GenBank genome assembly. Lineage: Eukaryota; Fungi; Ascomycota; Saccharomycetes; Saccharomycetales; Saccharomycetaceae.